Mytilus californianus (California mussel) is the source of this 5105-nucleotide messenger RNA. RefSeq lists its product as uncharacterized. Lineage: Eukaryota; Metazoa; Mollusca; Bivalvia; Mytilida; Mytilidae. The coding region runs from base 73 to 1980 and encodes 635 amino acids. The record is from RefSeq and is a predicted model, not a curated record. The transcript has a single exon.
AAACCUGUUCUUGUGUUGAAUUAGAGAAAAGCAUCUUUAGGCUGGAAUGUUUUUUGUUUUUACGUAUACACCAUGAGGGCUUUGAGGAUAAAUUUCUGCACGCGACGAAAGCAAGUGCUUCUUUUGCUUUGUUGUUUAGUUUUUUUAUAUGGAUACAAGUUGCAUGUAGAAAACGAGGUUCAGUUUAAUUUUAUUCAUAUCAAUACAAACGAGAAAUGUGAAAUUCCAAAAGUAAAUCCUUUCGAUGAAUCGAUAUUGCCGUUCUUUUGGAAACCAGAUCCUAUUGUUUGUCCCGAAAACACUGAAUUAGUUUAUAUUGAUGACGAUGAGAUGAUACACAUAAACAAAAAUCGAACAAAAGGAAAACAUAUUGAAUGCUAUUAUCAAAGUGUGAUUCGAAAACAACAAAGCGAUGACGACAUUUUGUUUGGUACUUCAGUAUGGUUCAAUGUGUCACGUAGCGCUAUGAUGGAAUCUGAUUUUGCAAAGGUAGUAUGUGUCUUUGAAGGAAAAAAUAUCUAUGAACGAUUACAUUACCAUAUAAAGAAAAAACAAAAAUAUGUUGAGUCAGAUAAUGAUAGCUUUAGUGUUCUGAUAUUUGGAGUAGAUAGUAUGUCAAGACUUGCUGCUAUUCGCGAACUUCCGAAAACACUAAAAUAUCUUGAAAAAACUCUUGGCGCUUAUGUUUUUAAUGGCUAUACAAAAGUAGGCGGUAAUUCAUAUCCUAACCUUAUGGCACUGUUAACAGGAAAUUUUAGUGUACCAUUCAACAAGAAAAAGUUUUUUGACAAUCAACCGUUUGUUUGGAAGAAAUUUUCAGAAAGAGGUGCAGCAACGAUGUAUUCUGAGGAUUAUCCUAGGCUUUCAACGUUUAAUUAUCUAACUCGUGGAUUUAAUGAAUCACCAGGGGAUCAUUACCUACGACCAUUUUAUCUUGGGAUAAACUCCGAGAAAAAAUACCAGGCAAAAAUCACUAAGAUAUUUAUGACUUUAGAAGAUAAGGAUAUUACUCUAGGAGGUACAUCCGCUCUUUGUUAUGGCGAUAAUCCGAAGCACGUCAUUCAAAUAGAUUAUUUUAAACGUUUUUUGAAUAAGUACAAGAACAACAGGAAGUUUGCAAUGUCCUGGUUGAACGAGAUAGGACAUGAUUUUGUGAACUUUCUGAAGUUAGGAGAUGCUGAUUUUUAUAAUUUUCUAGUCUUUUUGAAAGAAGGUGGCCACUUGAAAAGGUCAAUUUUGUUUUUUAUGAGUGACCAUGGAACAAUGAUAGAUAAGAUAAGGAAUACACCGAUUGGUCGUAUAGAAGCAAAACUUCCUUUCUUUUCAAUAGUUCUGCCUACAAUUUUGAGGCAAAAAUAUCCUCAUUUAGAUCAAAACUUACAAACUAAUAUCAAUCGUCUGACGUCUCCAUUGGAUCUCCAUAAAACCUUAAUUGAUAUAGCUACCAAUAGGUACAACCAUCACCCAAAGGAUACCGAAGCUAUUCAAAAUCGAGGAAUUAGUUUAUUCAAUGAAAUUCCGAAAGACAGGACUUGUGCCGAUGCACAUAUUCCUGAAUCAAGCUGUGCCUGCUAUACAUCGGAAGCUAUUCCUACAAAUAAUGCCGUUAUUGAAAAGAUUACUAGUUCCGUUGUAGUAACCAUUAACACCUAUUUACAAACUCAUCGAUCAAAAUGUGCUUUACUUACCUUGAAAAAGAUUCAUGAAGCCAAAUUAAUUCAUUCUAAUCUAAAACACUCAAAACCAGGAAGGAAGAAAGCUAUAUGGCAAUAUUUGUACAAACCCAAGUUAGACAAGAAGCAACGCUAUUUUAUUUUAUUUGAAGUGAUGCCAAGCGAGGGAAUAUUUGAAGUCACUACAGAGAUCACUCAAACGAACAACUUUAUUAUCUUAGAUAAAAUAAUCCGAUCAAAUAGAUACGGGAAUCAGUCUGCUUGUAUUGAUGAUAGGGAUUUAAAACCAUAUUGUUAUUGUAAAUAAUAACUUUAGUGGUACAGUCCUAACGUUUAUAAACAAAACUUACGGAGUGUCUAAAAAGAAUGUCAAUUAAUGAUUUUUUUUAAGUGUGUAUCCUCUCGGUCUCAAUGACAAAAUAUUAGGACAGGGGAACAUAACUAAAACUUCUAUCGAUGUCAUUAAUAUUGUCGAUAAAUGACUUAGAAAUAAUAGGUCUCAUGGUAAAAGGAAAAACCGUAAUCAACGUAUUAAACAUCGUAUAAAUUAUACACUUGCUGAUCUGUUAUCUAUAAUAAUAAAUAAUGGCAGACAUCAAGUAUUAUGCAAACUGGGUCAGAUACCAAUAAGUAAAUAAUAUGCUAGUUUUCUGGAGUGUGAUAAAAUUUCUUUUUUUAGCCCGUUGUAUGAAUACACCCGUAUUAUUACAACUUUUGUCAUCACAUGCGGUUUCCUAGUAUCGAUGAAAAUCAUAAACGUCAUUUUCUUAAAUUAGAAUAUAUAAAUAGAGGUAUUGAUUUUAUCAACUUAUCUAGUAUAUUCCAUGACUUUACCAUCCAAAGCUAAAUACCUCCAUAUUUUGAUAAUAUAGAACCACCUAUUAUUUCGUAUUCUUAUUAAAAAAAACAUCAACAUAGAAAAUAAUGUUCCUUCCACUUGAGACUGUGAAACAUCUAGUUUUAGAUAUGUUUUCUAUGGUCAUGUCAUUACAGGAGACCUCAACAUCGUCGAAGACCGUGAGGUCAAAACUUUUCUUAAGAAAGAACCGAAAUAUCGUCCACCAUCUAUUAUAGAUUGGAAACAGUGUCGUCAGGUCAUUAAAGACGCUCUGUCUGCCUACUGUAAAAGUUAGUGGAAACGUGAACAAUCUGAUAAAAAAUCUCUAGACAGUUAUUUGAAUAAAAUUAUGAAUACUGUUAGUAUUUGUAUAUCUCAUUUUGAAAACAAUUCUGAAAUUAAUAAUAAGGUCCAUGAUAUUCCCAUUUCUAGAAUAAAAAAUAAACUCCCAAGUACUCGGAAAGCGGUUUGUAUUCGUACCGGCAGACAAAGCAGCCAAUAAUGUAGUGGUGGUGUGACGCAUAUACUACACGGAAGUUCUCCAAAACGAAAUUAUCAAUUCUUCUACAUUUAGGUCCGUACAAUCCACAGAGAGUCAAAUUGUAAACAAGCAAAUCACUGCCACUACCCAGUUUAAAGCCUCUUCCGAACAUUUGAAAGUCCCUACUAUGUACUGGUUACCUAAAUUGCACAAAAAAACAUUUAAAUUCCGUUUCAACUCCGCAUCUAGUAAGUGUUCUACUACUAAUCUAUCAGUGCUUCUAACUACCUCCCUUACUACUAUCAAAGAACUUGUUAUUAACUUUUGUAAUAAAGCUUAUGAAAAUAAUGGUAUUAAUUAUUUUUGGAGUGUUAAAAAUUCUUUAGAGGUUGUGGAUAAAAUACGUGCUUUUGAUGGUCCUUUUAAUUCUGUUGACAUUUAUGAUGUUUCUACUCUCUACACUACACUUCCACACAAUCUUAUCAAGAAAAAGUUUUCAUAUUUAAUUGAAUGGUCUUUUGAGAAAUCUCGUUGCAAAUUUAUUUGCUGUAACUCGUUUAAAGCCUUUUUCUGUAACGAAAAAGGAAAGUAUGCUAGAUACACUUACUGGAAAUGUGAAGAUAUGAUUGAAGCUUUAAAUUUUCUACUGGACAACAUAUAUGUGCGUUUCGGCGAUACAGUGUAUCGACAUGUAGUAGGUCCUUUUCUAGAUGUAGACAUUUCAAUUUCUAAAGGGAAACUCCAUACUAAAAUUUACGACAAAAGAGACGAUUUUUCAUUCCCUAUUGUUAAUUUUCCCUUUUUAGACGGCGCUGUUACUUUGGCUCCAUCAUACGGUGUUUAUAUUUCCCAACUCGUUUGUUAUGCCCGUGUGUGUAGUGAUGUCAUAAAUUUUAACGAACGUAAUCAAUGCAUCACUGGUAAAUUAUUAAGUCAGGGAUUUCUUUACCAUAAAUUGCUUAAAACUUUUACUAAAUUCUUUCAUAGAUACUAAGAUUUGAUUAGUAAAUUUCGCUGUACCUGUAGAAAACUUAUUAAAAACGGUAUUUCACAUCCUAAAUUCUACGGUAAUAUUGUACUAAAAGCGCGGAAAUCACUAUGUGAUCCGUGUAAACUCAUCGAACCUUUAAACAAACUUAUUAGUAAAGGUUAUCUUACCAAUGUUGUAAUUAGAUCUUUGAAUAUAGUUUACAUUGGCACUAAUGUCGAUUUUGUCAUCAGAAAAUUAAAACUUAACUAAAUAUGUAUUCUUUUCAAACGGGAUGUAUAAAGACACACCCACGUUCAUCUUUAUCUAUUAAGAGGUUAACUCCUAACUACCCUACUGCCUGUCGAUACAUUUAUUUUUGGCAUUGCACAAGUCAUGUCUUCUUUGACUGUCCAUGACGUUAAAAUACUAAAUCCCUGGGAUGUGGUUUAGUUGAUUUUAGUCUCUGAUGCCAUGACGUUAAAAUACUAAAUCCCUGGGAUGUGGUUUAGUUGAUUUUAGUCUCUGAUGCAUGAUUUUUUUUAUCAUUAAUUGUUUUUGGCUUCUAGCUAGCUGUCAGUAACUGAGAGUACUCUCAAAUCGUACAUUCUUGUUAAUUUGACUUGUUGAUACUAUUUGUAAUGCUUUUUUGUUAUUUUAUGUUUACUUAUUCAGGGUUAUAUCUGGUCUAUAUACCAGCUUUGAUAAGUGUUUGGUAUUACUAUAAAUUUUCACUUCUUAGAACUAUGAACAUCAAAAUUAUCUAUUUUGUAAAAAUAUUUCCUUUCCCCUUAUCAACUGUAUACCUAACAACAAAAUUAUUUUCAUUUACCUGUGUAUAAUAUUAUUGUAAAUGGCGGAUUUUUGUUUAAGGUUAUUGUUGUUUUUCUGAAAUUGUUUAACAUUUCACAGCGGUAUAAUACUGUUACUUUAAUUAUUCAUCCCUUAUUUUAUUGAUUUUGUAUUUACAUUGUAUCAUAGAUCAAAUUUAUUCCUUCAGUGUAUGUUCACUUGUGUUAAUAUGUCUUUUGAUUGAGUUAAGCCAUUUCAAUUGAAAUUUUAUAGUGUGUCUUUCUAUGUUGUGAUGUUACACUAUUGUUUCAGAUAAGGGUGAAGGUUUGGUACCAUUAAAACGUUUAAACUCGC